Juglans regia (Persian walnut) is the source of this 1580-nucleotide messenger RNA. Its product is annotated as pentatricopeptide repeat-containing protein At1g59720, chloroplastic/mitochondrial-like. The record is from RefSeq and is a predicted model, not a curated record. Gene Ontology annotation, biological process: RNA modification. The transcript has a single exon. Lineage: Eukaryota; Viridiplantae; Streptophyta; Magnoliopsida; Fagales; Juglandaceae. Gene Ontology annotation, molecular function: RNA binding; protein binding. Bases 10 to 1578 code for a protein of 522 amino acids.
UUCGUUACGAUGACCGUUAACUGCCUAAAAUCAAACUCUCUUUCUUUCCGACUCCGAGCCAAGGAAAUGGCUUCUCUACUGUUUCCAUUGUCUUUCUCAAAGCUCAAUCUCUCUUCUUUGUCUACCAAUUCUGCCACUGCCUGUAGAAAGGAGCAAAGCCUUAUGUCCCUUUUCAAGCAGUGUUCCACCUUGAAAGAUUUGAAGCAAGUUCAUGCCCAUGUAAUCCAAACUGGCUUUAAUCAAUACCUCUAUGUCAUCGGCAAAAUAAUCGUUUUUUGUGCGGUUUCAGAGCAUGGAGAGAUGGAUUACGCGGUUUCGGUGUUCAAUGGGAUUGAAAACCCAGAUGGGUUUCUAUGGAAUACGAUGAUUAGGGGGCUUGGGAAGACUAAUCAGCCAGAGAGGGCUUUUGAGUUCUAUAAGAGAAUGCAAAAACGAGGAGAGGUGGCAGACAAUUUCACGUUCUCUUUCUUGCUCAAGUUUUGUGGGCAACUGGGGUCGGUCAUGUUGGGAAAACAGAUACAUUGCGAUACUAUGAAACAAGGCCUGGAAUCUCAUGUCUUUGUGAGGAACACACUGAUUCAUAUGUAUGGCAUGUUGAAGGAUUCCGAAACUGCACGUAGACUGUUUGAAGAAAUAUCCAUGCCUGAUGUAGUGGCUUGGAAUACUGUCAUUGACUGUCAUGUCUAUUGCGGGAAGUUCAAGGAGGCACUUGACCUGUUCUUGCGGAUGCUGCAAUGUGGCAUAGAUCCCGAUGAGGCUACAUUGGUUGUCACCCUCUCAGGGUGUUCUGGAUUGGGUGCGUUAGAUUUUGGGAGGUGGGUUCAUUCCUGCAUUAAGGGUAGUGACCUUAGCAAGAUUGUUUCGGUAUCUAAUUCACUAAUUGACAUGUAUGCUAAAUGUGGAGCAGUUGAAGAAGCAUAUGAAAUAUUCAAUAACAUGAAAAUAAAGGACAUAGUAUCAUGGAACACAAUGAUUAUAGGUCUCGCAGCACACGGCCAUGCAGAUGAGGCAUUGGCAGUUUUCUCAAAAAUGUUGGAAGAGAAAAUUGAGACACCAGAUGAAGUUACUUUCAUGGGAGUUUUGUCUGCUUGUAGCCAUGGAGGAAUGAUUGAUUAUGCAAGAAGAUAUUUUGAUGUUAUGAGCAAAGAUUACCGCAUCCAACCCUCAAUAAAGCAUUACGGCUGCAUGGUGGAUGCAUUAGGACGAGCUGGGUUUGUGGAGGAGGCUUACGAGUUGAUAAGGAGUAUGCCAAUAGAAUGCAAUGCCAUUGUAUGGAGGACAUUGCUGGCUGCAUGUGGGGUGCAUGGAUAUGUUGUACUUGGGGAGAAGGUGAGGAACCAUCUAUUGGAGUUAGAACCAGGUCAUAGCAGUGAUUAUGUCCUCCUUGCAAACAUGUAUGCUAGUUUAGGUCAAUGGAGUGAGAUGACAGGAGUGCGAAAAGCAAUGCAAGACAGGGGAGUUCAGAAAACUGAGCCUGGUAAUAGUUUCAUUGGUCUUCAUGGCAGAACCAGGUUAGAGAUGAAGACUGAAGAUGGUUACAAAGAUAAGAAUACUACAUGUACCCAGUGGCUUCAAUAAUA